Catharus ustulatus (Swainson's thrush) is the source of this 1450-nucleotide messenger RNA. RefSeq names its product gametocyte specific factor 1 (gene GTSF1). Lineage: Eukaryota; Metazoa; Chordata; Aves; Passeriformes; Turdidae. The record is from RefSeq and is a predicted model, not a curated record. Bases 755 to 1432 code for a protein of 225 amino acids. The transcript is spliced from 5 exons.
CCGGAGGACCCGGAAGCUGCGCCCGUUGCCGCGGUAACGGCGACACCGGCGAGGGACCGAACCGGGACCGAACCGGACCGAAGCGGGACCGAAGCGGGACCGAACCGGACACUGGGACCGGACAGGGACCGAACCAGCCCUGCUCGGACCGAACCGGGACAGAACCGGGACCAAACCGGAACAGAACCGGGAUCGAACCGAGACAGAACCGGGACCGAACCGGGACAGAAGCGGGACGGAACCAGCCCUGCUCGGACCGAACCAGGACAGAACCGGGACACUGGGACCGAAUCGGGACCGGUGAGACCGAACCAGGACAGAACCGGGACACUGGGACCGAAUCGGGACCGGUGAGACCGAACCGGGACAGAACCGGGACCGAACCGGAACCACGGGGACCGGAUCGGGACAGAACCGGGACCGCUGUGACCAGACACGCACCGAGAUAACCCUGCUCGUACCGAACCGGGAGCGGUGGGACCGGACCGGGACAGAACCGGGAGUGCUGGGACCGGACAGGGACCGAACCAGGCCUGCUCGGACCGAACCGGGAUAGAACCGGGAGAACUGGGACCGAUUCGUGACCGAACCGGGACCAAAGAGUGACCGGUGAGACCGAACCGGGACCGAAGCGCGGCCGGUAAGACCGAACCGGGACCGAAGGCUGACGGGUGGGACGGGACCGGUACCGAACGGCACCCGGCGGUACCGAACGGCUCCCGGCAGCCCCGGCGGUACCGGCGGUACCGGCCCCAUGGAGCCCGACGCGCUCGUGCAGUGCCCGUACGACCGGAGCCACCAGGUGCGCGUGUCCCGCCUGCCCUAUCACCUGGUGCGGUGCCAGCAGAACAACCCGCAGGUGUCGCGCUCCUUGGCCACCUGUCCCUUCAACGCGCGGCACCGCGUGCCCCGAGGGCACCUGCGCAGCCACGUCAGCAGCUGUCCCGACAAACUGCCCCUGGAGCUGCCCCCAGACCCCGAGGACGCGGCCGGGGCCCCCUGGGAGCCGCCCCAGGCCUGGCAGCCGCCGCCGUGCCGGGAGGACUGGGACGCAGAGCUGAGCGAGCUGGAGCAGGAGCAGCCGCCGCCGUUCGUGCUGCACGUGACCAAGGGUGACCUGCCUGUCCCCUGCCCCAGCCCCGACCCCGCCACCCCCCCGGAGGGGCUGUCACCGCGGAAACCGCGCCUGGGGACAUCGGGAGCGCGCUUGGGGACAUCGGGAGCGCGCUUGGGGACAUCGGGACCGCGCCUUGGACCAUCGGGAGCGCGCCUGGGGCCGGAAGGAGCGCGCGUGGGGACAUCGGGAGCGCGCUUGGGGACAUCGGGAGCGCGCUUGGGGACACCGGGAGCGCGCUUGGGGACAUCGGGAGCGCGCGCGGGGCCGGCCGGGGGGGUCCCGGGCCCCCCAACCCUGCGCUGCUUUUGGGAAUAAAAACGGCUCCGAAAGGCG